Molecule: messenger RNA, 423 nt
Organism: Colletotrichum paranaense
Lineage: Eukaryota; Fungi; Ascomycota; Sordariomycetes; Glomerellales; Glomerellaceae
Exons: 3
Coding region: 1-423 (140 amino acids)
Source: RefSeq, a predicted model, not a curated record
AUGGAACGCAAGGAACAACCCCGCUCUCUUGCCGACGAAUCGCAACUCGCCGUUGAAGAAGCAUCCAUCAAAGAGUCCAGAGACAUGCUGUUUAGCCUGCGUUUGCUGCCCACCCCUCCCGAAUCGGUUACUCAAAACGACUUCUGGCGCAGACCCAGUUUGGCAGGCCAGGCCAAGCCUGGCGAUGCAGCGAGCACCACAAAUGCAACGCAAACCAGCGAGCUGCAAGCCUGCACUCGAUCUGCGGCUGCUGGCUGGCCUCCUCUCUCCACACUUCCACAGGACUAUUGCGACCUCAGCAUGCAGGCGAAAGUAUCCCACGGUGCGCCCAGAGAGGCCAGCAAUGCCAUCCUUGGAUCCAUCUUCACAACCCAGCCAUUGCCUGCGACGGGCCAAGCACACGGAAAGCAAAAGCAUAGCUAG